Penicillium subrubescens is the source of this 402-nucleotide messenger RNA. RefSeq lists its product as uncharacterized. NCBI's taxonomy places the organism in Eukaryota, Fungi, Ascomycota, Eurotiomycetes, Eurotiales, Aspergillaceae. The transcript is spliced from 2 exons. The record is from RefSeq and is a predicted model, not a curated record. The coding region runs from base 1 to 402 and encodes 133 amino acids.
AUGAAGUUCUCUGUUGCCACCAUCGCUGUCAUGGCCACUGCCGCCGCCGCCCAGAACUAUGGCUACCAGCAGCAACAAGGCUACCAGGACCCCGCGCAAUACCAGGGCUAUCAGGGCUACCAGGGCCAGCAGCCCCAGCAGUACCCCCAAUACGGCGUCAGUGGUCCUCCUCCUACCCAGAACAAGUACGGUCCUGCGGAGGCUGCGGCGUGGCAUAGCUGCAUUGACGGUCUCCUGGACCAGAUCAACAAUGGCCAUGAAGGAACCAAGAUGGCAUGUUCGACCUGGAAGUGUUUGGAGAACAAUGCCGCCAAGUACAACCGAGGAGGUGCACUCGCUGCUGCUGGAGGCCUUCUUUCUGGGUUCUGCGGGCUCUCCGGUGUUCUCCCUGGUUGGGUUUGA